ACAACCAUGCCUGAAUACUUGCAGAAGCGAUUCGGGGGGAAGCGAAUACAAUUAUUCAUAGCUAUUUUGUAUUUAUUCAUUUACAUCUUCACAAAGAUAUCGGUGGAUAUGUAUGCUGGGGCAGUGUUUAUUCAACAGGCCCUGCAGUGGAACAUCUAUGUAGCUGUGGUGGUGCUUCUGCUCAUCACUGCUCUUUACACUGUAACAGGUGGUCUGGCUGCUGUCAUGUACACAGACGCUGCCCAGACUGGCAUCAUGUUGAUAGGAGCACUCACCCUCAUGGGCUUCAGUUUCGCUGAGGUGGGGGGCUGGAACGCCCUCCUAGAGGGGUAUGCUACGGCCAUCCCCUCUGUCCGCGACCCUAACACCACAUGUGGCAUCCCCCGGGACGACGCCUUCCACCUGUUCCGUGACCCUGUGACCUCUGACCUGCCCUGGCCGGGCAUCCUCCUGGGCAUGUCCAUACCCUCCAUGUGGUACUGGUGCUCAGACCAGGUGAUAGUGCAGCGCUCCCUGGCUGCUAAGAACCUGCUCCAUGCUAAAGGAGGCUCCCUGCUGGCUGCCUACCUCAAGAUCCUGCCCUUCUUCAUGAUGGUCCUGCCCGGCAUGAUCAGCAGAAUACUCUACCCAGACGAGGUGGCGUGUGGUGACCCUGAGGUGUGUACUGAGGUGUGUGGGAACCCAGUGGGCUGUUCAGACAUCGCCUACGCCAAACUGGUCAUGAAGCUACUGCCCUCAGGUCUGCGUGGUCUGAUGAUGGCGGUGAUGAUUGCUGCUCUCAUGUCCUCCCUCACCUCCAUCUUCAACAGCUCCAGCACCAUCUUCACCAUGGACCUGUGGAGGCAUGUCCGGCCCCGAGCAACCGAGUGGGAACUCAUGCUCGUGGGAAGGAUGUUUGUGCUGGUUCUGGUGGUGGUGUCAGUGCUCUGGAUCCCUGUGGUCCAGGCCAGUCAGGGAGGACAGCUGUUUAUCUACAUCCAGUCCAUCAGUACCUAUCUCCAGCCCCCUGUUUCCAUCGUCUUCCUGACUGGAUGCUUCUGGAAGAGGACCAAUGAGAAGGGGGCUUUCUGGGGCCUGUUCCUGGGCCUACUGGUGGGCGGUGUGAGGAUGGCCCUAGACUUUAUCUAUCCCUCACCACUGUGUUACCAGGAGGACAGCAGGCCUGAUGUGGUGAAACAUGUCCACUACCUCUACUUCUCCACCGUUCUGUCUCUGCUCACCCUGGUGGUGGUGGUGGGAGUCAGCCUGGCCACGGAGAAACCCCGCCCAGAGCAGAUCAGCCGACUCACCUGGUUCACCAGAUUUGAUAAGGUGGAGAAGAGCAGUGGAGCUUUAGAGACAGUAGAGACUGUGACUAGUGCUACAGAGACCGAGGAGAGUGCAGAGCAGGAGAUAGAAGACAGAGUGCAGGAGAAGGCUAACGGAGAGACACACCUCCAGAGGAAAGUCUCCUCAGAAGCCAGUGUGAGGAGCCAGUCCAGGCUGAAGGCCGCCCUCUACUGGCUGUGUGGGAUGGAGCGGCAAAAGGAGGGUGACAGCGCCCCACAACCCCCUCUUCUUCUCGACCCCGCUAGCUCUCUGGAAGAGGACCCAUGCCUUAGCCACGUGGUCGACGCCAACCUCAUCAUCUGCCUCUCCAUCGCAGUCUUUAUCAUUGGCUACUGGGCCUAGUGAGGAAUUCUCAACAGCCAAUGAUAUUGGCAGGGACAGGUGGUGCUUGGCCAUUGCUGCAGCAUCAUCGGAAAGCUGCUGAAGUGUCACAGUAAAUGCUGUUAUUUAUUAUUGUAUAAUAGCAAUGUAUAGUUUUUUUUAUAACCCCAGCCACUCUCAGCCCAUCCCACCCCUCAGCCACUCUCAGCCCAUCCCACCCCUCAGCCACUCUCAGCCCAUCCCACCCCUCAGCCACUCUCAGCCCAUCCCACCCUCAGCCACU
Oncorhynchus masou masou (cherry salmon) is the source of this 1933-nucleotide messenger RNA. Its product is annotated as sodium/myo-inositol cotransporter 2-like. Lineage: Eukaryota; Metazoa; Chordata; Actinopteri; Salmoniformes; Salmonidae. Gene Ontology annotation, biological process: transmembrane transport. Gene Ontology annotation, molecular function: D-glucose:sodium symporter activity. The record is from RefSeq and is a predicted model, not a curated record. The transcript has 11 exons. Bases 7 to 1671 code for a protein of 554 amino acids. Gene Ontology annotation, cellular component: plasma membrane.